GUUUGUACUUAGUAGAUAGAGUAUUAGAGUUGUGUGUCAGAAGUAACUCAGAAGAGAAAGAGUCUACAUCUAAAACAAAUUAUUAUCAGAUAAAAACAGGAAGAGAGAGAGAGAGAGAGAGAUGGCCGACAAAGGAAAAAUGGUUUGCGUCACCGGAGCUUCCGGUUACAUAGCGUCUUGGAUUGUAAAGCUUUUGUUAAUCCGUGGCUACACCGUCAAGGCCACCGUUCGAGACCCAACGGACACGAAGAAAAUAGAGCAUCUUCUUGCAUUAGACGAUGCAAAAGAAAGACUCAAAUUGUUCAAAGCAGAUCUUUUGGACGAAGGUUCUUUCGAACAAGCUAUCCAAGGUUGUGAUGCUGUCUUCCACACCGCUUCUCCGGUUCUAUUCAUCGUCACAGAUCCUCAGACUGAGCUGAUUGAUCCAGCCUUGAAGGGUACUAUAAACGUCCUUAAUACAUGCAAAAAAACUCCAUCUGUCAAAAGGGUCAUUCUAACAUCUUCCAUGGCUGUGGUUCUUCGUCCUCAACCUCCUAUUGGGCCAAACGACGUGGUGGACGAGACUUUCUUCUCUGAUCCAAGUCUAUGCAAGGAGACAGAGAAUUGGUAUGUACUCGCCAAGACUUUGGCAGAGAAUGCAGCGUGGCAGUUUACCAAAGACAACGGAAUCGAUAUGGUCGUGCUGAAUCCAGGAUUUAUAAUUGGGCCACUCUUGCAACCAACUCUUAAUUUUUCGGUGGAGCUAAUCGUGCAUCUCAUAAAUGGUAACAACCCUUUCAAUAAUAAAUACUACAGGUUCGUGGACGUGAGAGAUGUUGCCUUAGCUCAUAUCAAAGCCUUGGAGACUCCUUCAGCCAAUGGCAGAUACGUCAUCGAUGGUCCAAAUAUGAGUGUAAACGACAUUAAAGAGCUUUUGCGUGAGUUAUUUCCAGAUCUGUAUAUUGCUGAUACGAAUGGAGAAAGUGAUCAGAUGACUGAAAUGAGUUACAAAGUGCGUGUAGAGAAAGUGAAGAAUUUGGGAGUUGAGUUAACUCCUAUGAAAUCAAGCCUUAGAGACACUAUUGUUAGCCUCAAAGAGAAAUGUCUUUUAUGAUUUUGUUCAUAUCUUUUAUAUUUAUAACUACUGUGUUUUGUUCAUUUUUUUUUGGUAAUGCGAACUUAGAGUGAUUUAAGUUGUGGGGACUUAUAAAGCUCAAGUAUUUUGCUUUGUUU
Messenger RNA from Camelina sativa (false flax), 1212 nucleotides. Its product is annotated as phenylacetaldehyde reductase-like. Gene Ontology annotation, molecular function: oxidoreductase activity, acting on the CH-OH group of donors, NAD or NADP as acceptor. The record is from RefSeq and is a predicted model, not a curated record. NCBI's taxonomy places the organism in Eukaryota, Viridiplantae, Streptophyta, Magnoliopsida, Brassicales, Brassicaceae.